Messenger RNA from Artibeus jamaicensis (Jamaican fruit-eating bat), 4010 nucleotides. RefSeq names its product HPS4 biogenesis of lysosomal organelles complex 3 subunit 2 (gene HPS4). The record is from RefSeq and is a predicted model, not a curated record. Bases 563 to 2710 code for a protein of 715 amino acids. The transcript has 14 exons. Gene Ontology annotation, biological process: vesicle-mediated transport. Lineage: Eukaryota; Metazoa; Chordata; Mammalia; Chiroptera; Phyllostomidae.
CCGCGCGCCAGCGCCGCGGAACUUUUAGGGGGCGGGAGGCGCGGUUGGCGCGUGACGCUGGGCCUCUCCGCCGCGCGCGUCUAAGGCACUGAUGUUUGAACAGGAAGCUUCAAAACUUUUUAAAGAAACUUCAGAAUGGCUUUGAACCACACAAGCUAGAAAUCGCCCCGGAACACCACCUUCAGCAUGCGUCUCCCCUGUUGGGCUUUCCUGGCGAGCUUUUUGAAGCCGUCCUUCUGCGGAGAGCCAGAGAGCUGAUGGUCACCAAAGGAGAUUAGUGGAUCCGACUCUCCUGGCAGAAUUCUCUUGCUUUAUCACAUUCUUUCCCAGGGUUCUAAGAGGCAUGGAGGUAUUCAUGGAACUGAAAGGCUUGCUAGGAGGGAAGUAGCACUUUCAUGUGGAAUGAAAACUAAGCAAGCGACAGUUGUGACUGAAAGCACUUAAGCCUCCCACGUCCUGAUGCACAUGAUUGGGGACACAGAGAAACGGUCACUGCUGGGAGAGAGAAGCCAUAACUGGACAAGAAACCCCAAUAAAGAGGAUGAGGGUGACUGGAAAGUAAAUGGCUGCCUCCACCUCAACAGAGACGAAGUCAGCUUCAUGGUGGAAUUACUUUUUCCUUUACGAUGGUUCAAAGGUGAAGGAAGAAGGGGACCCAACAAGAGCUGGCAUCUGUUAUUUUUAUCCUGCUCAGACCCUGCUUGACCAACAGGAGUUGCUCUGUGGGCAGAUUGCCGGCGUGGCGCGCUGCAUCUCUGACAUCUCUGGCUCUCCGCCCGCGCUCAUCCGACUGCGGAAACUGAAGUUCGCCAUCAAGGUUGACGGAGAUUACCUCUGGGUGCUGGGCUGUGCUGUGGAGCUCCCUGAUGGCAGCUGCCGGCAGUUUCUGGACCAGCUGAUUGGAUUUUUUAAUUUCUACAAUGGACCCGUUUCUCUGGCUUACAAGAACCGUUCCCGGGAGGAGCUGAGCGCCGAGUGGAACACCUUCAUUGAACAGAUCCUGAAAAACACCAGUAAUCUGCAUAAGAUAUUCACUUCCCUCUGGAACCUGGACCAAACCAAGGUGGACCCCCUGCUCCUGCUGAAAGCGGCGCUCAUCCUGCAGACCUGCCAGCGCUCCCCUCACGUUCUGGCCGGCUGCAUCCUCUAUAAAGGCCUGAUCGUCAGCACCCAGCUGCCACCGUCUCUCACGGCCAAGGUCCUGCUUCAUCAAGCUGCAUCUCGGGACCAGAGGACGCCUGCAGGAGACGCUGCCCGGCAGGAGCGUGGAGCGGCCCUGCCCCCGAACGUGCACGUCCUGCCCGUGUUCGUGACGGAAGAGGAGGCCGUCAGUCUCCACGGGUUCCCGGGGGAGCACGUGACUAGCCCUCCCGCAUCUCCAGCCAGACUCCAGGAGCGCUCUACCCGGCACCCUCCAAAGGGUGGGAGCCUGUCUGCCUUGAAAGAAGGUAGCACCGGGCGUGAGGAACCUGUGGCCUGGACAUGGGCAGCCACGUCGAAGUCCAGGUCCCCUGACAUGGCCUGGCCAAGUGGCAGUGGCAAGAACAGGCACUACCCCGAUGGUCACCUGGAGAGCACCCAGCCUGUGAGCCCGCGUGGUGCCGCCCGGGACUGGCCUCCUGGUCUCCGCUGUGUCCUGGGGAGGGCGCCUGCCUUUGCCGGGGGCGUGGAGGACCUGGACUUGUCCGAAAUCCACAUCCCAGAAGCUCAGGAAACGGGAACACCCUCGGGUUAUCUUGCCUCCUCGAGUGCGUGUGUCCCCGGUGGUGCUGGUCCUUGUCACCAGGACUCCCUCGGCAACUCUGGCAAUAUGGACCUGAAGCCUCGCGAGGCCCUGCCUGUGGGCACUGCCGUGGGAGGCAGCCUCUCCUCCUCUGCGCCUGACAUGCUCAACCCGAAUGGGAACCUGGAGCAGCACGAAGACCUUCCUGGGGGCCGCAGCCAGGGCCCCGUUCCCAGGGAAGGCCUCCGCAGGAGGACGAGCUGGCCGUUGCCAUCACCUUGCUCAGGUUUGAGGCGGGAAGGAACCAAGCUUCCAGUGGGGGAACAAGGCACAGAGCAGUGUGCGGAUGGGGACCCUAAGGGCCACUCGGCCGGCGGCCUGGAGCGCCAUGCAGGCCCCUCAGACUCUCCAGAGGACGUCCCCUCUGCGGGCAGCGCUGACCCCAGGGAGACCACAGCGUCCUGCGGAGAACUCGUGCGUGUGAACCUCUACACUCACAGCAUCAAAGGGCUGGUGCUGUCCCUGCUGGCGGAGGAGCCGCUGCUGGGGGACCACGCCGCCGUGGAGGAGGUGUACCACAGUAGCCUGGCCUCUCUGAACGGGCUGGAGGUCCACCUGAAGGAGACACUGCCCAGAGACGAGGCCACUGCCUCCAGCAGGACGUACAACUUCACGCACUACGACCGCAUUCAGAACGUGCUGACCGCAAACCUGCCACAGGUGGCCGCGCCCCAGGACCGCCGCUUCCUGCAGGCUGUCAGCCUGAUGCAUUCCGACUUUGCCCGGCUGCCCUCGCUGUACGAGAUGACCGUCAGAAAUGCCUCCACGGCUGUGUACGCCUGUUGCAGCCCCGCCCAGGAAACCUAUUUCCAGCAGCUGACAUCGGCUGUGCGGAGCUCUGGCUUCCCAAGUCCCCAGGACGGCGCCUUCAGCCUCUCCAGCAAAGCCAAGCAGAAACUGCUGAAGCACGGGGUGAACUUGCUUUGAACUUGGCCACAGUGGGAGGGUCAUCACCCUGGGAGGUGACUGUCAAAUGGAAUACCAACAAAGCUUCCUUUGCAAACAGAAAAAACUUCUAUUUUUCUGGAAUAUUCCCUUUUUUAGGAACUUAGGAUGCUUGAGUGUUUGGUACACCAUUUAGAGAUUGGAGUGGGACAGGGUAGUCCUUCAGGAUCUGUGGCUCAGGAUAAAGACCUUCACUACCCCUGGAGGUGGGGCCUGGAGAGGCGCUGUGGCUCCUUGCACCAAAGAGGGACAGGCCAGUUAGAUCCCUGUCACCCUGAGCCUGAGGCACCUGACAUCUCCUGAGCGUGUCUCCACAGAAGUUCAGGUUGGCAUUUUUCCUAGAACCCAGCCACCCCUGGUCUGAUGUGUUCCAGCCGUGUCUGCGGGGGGCGUGGUGAGGGGUGGCCUCACAGAGGAGCCAGGUUUGGUAGCAGGCAGCCCGGAUGCCCAUUGCUUGGGUAGGGGGCCGUCCUCCCAGGACGAGAAGGUCCUCCCCGGAGUCUGGGCCAGUUGGGUGGAGCUGCCUGGUCUGAAUUCUGGUUCCACGCUGGGAGCCUAUUCCGUGGAGUACCCAUCAUGGGGCAGGUCUCGACAAUGUGGAAGGGUGUUUGGGGGUUAAUGGUAACCAAAAGCCCAGGGUGCAGAGACUGGAGAACCGGGUGAGGCCAGGCCAGGCUGCACGUAUUUGGGCCAGGCGGCUGCUUCCCCCUGGGUGAGGGUCCCCAGUGGAAGUUGGGGUGAAAGCAGAACUGCGCUCUCUAGUGGCCACUGUGUGUGCCGUGUCCAAGAGAACCACCAUGGUCUGUGUUUCUGGGCGGUGUGGUCACCUGGGUUCUGGUAUGUCAUAGUCAGACGUGUUAUGAGAACACGGGGGGACCCCAGGGUGAGCACACCGGCUGGCUGAAGGGUCCGCACGUUUUCUCCAUAAAGUAAAAGACACAUUUUCCUUUCCACCAGUAACUUUACUGAUUUGGAUACUUUGAGUGUAGGCUCUCUCCCUCAUGGGAUAACGCUGAUUGUUCUCAAUUAAUGUCUCAAUUGAUCGCUGUCAACUCCAACUGGUCCACCGGACAGUGGAGCAUCGUCCGGACAGAAAUCUCCAGCAUGAAACGUCAUAAACCACUUCUGACACCUUCGAUCAGUCACAGCACCUUCUCCAUACAUGGCACAAAUCUUUUUUUGCAUUUCGGUUGUGUUUUUACCUUUUUUGAAAUAAUAAAGUGUAAUAUGCUGAAAAUAUGUCCUUCCACCUUCAAUAUUAAAAUGGCUACACAAAAAUUCA